Messenger RNA from Anopheles merus, 3739 nucleotides. RefSeq names its product protein amalgam (gene DIP-beta). Gene Ontology annotation, cellular component: neuron projection. The record is from RefSeq and is a predicted model, not a curated record. Bases 1389 to 2999 code for a protein of 536 amino acids. The transcript is spliced from 12 exons. Lineage: Eukaryota; Metazoa; Arthropoda; Insecta; Diptera; Culicidae.
CCGUGCCUGUGCUGGCAGAUGUCAGUGCGUGCGCGCUCCAGUAUCGCAUCAGCUGUACUGUCAAACGGUCGUGCGAAACAGGUUUGUUGGCGCUCGUGUCUCCCGCUGGUGUGCUUUAGCGCGUGUCCGUUCACGUGCGCUCGGUUGAUACGGCGUGAUAAACAGUGUUUGGCUCUGUGUAUUUGUACGAGUACCGUGAAUAAGAUCGAGUGCGAUCAGAUCUGCGAGCAGAUGCUGAGUCUCAAAGCUUUCAACUAAAUGUUCUGGAAAAAAGUGAAUCAUUGCCACAAUUUCAAAAAGCUACCAGACGAUUAAAUACAGUCCUUAUAUUGAUGCAUCCACUCCGGCCAGAGUCAGUGAACUCCGGAAUUCAAUUGCCAUCAUCAAAAUGGUGGCAAGACACCGUGCAUAGCCGUUAACUAUAUAGCAGACAUUUCCAGCAGCUGUUCAAUUGUUCAGUGCUCUGUGGAAAAGUAUUACGAGUGUGCAACCAGUUUCUCAACAACAGCAAUAAAUCAAUUAUAAAAUUAUUCAUCCGUGUCGGAAAGUGGAACAAAGCUGCAAAAUUUAAGCUUAUAGCUACUUGUAGAUCGUGUUAAAGCAGUUGUAGUGCUUUGUGCGUCUGUGAACGUGUGUUUAGCAGUAGUGGAUUGCAAGGAUAAUUAUCUUCAAGGAAAGGAUAACCUCUCAAGGCCGUUCAAAAGAGUUCGCUUUUUUCCCACACAACGGUCGAGAUAAUUCAAAACGCAGUGUACUUAGUUACGUAAACUAAUUUCAACGCACGAUCGGAACUUAAUGAAACGGAUAAGUGCAAAUCGAAAACAAAUUUAAACAAAACCUUGCGUGCACAAGUCAUCACCCAUCGCAAAGCAGCCCCUCGUCCCGUACAGACACGAUCAACCACACGCUGCUCUUCAAUCAAACUGUUGACCAAAAGUCGCUAAGAGCACACUAAAAAUACGCCAGAGCGAAAACGCGAUGGAAGAAAAGCUUGGCGUGAUGGGGUACGGCACGAGAUGAUCGCUGCACUAUACUUGAGAGACGGGCACCCUGCAGCCUUUGCCACGCUUGAGAUGGUCUUUAGUGGGUCCGGUCCUUCGGUCUGGUACCAGCGCAGGCGGGUACAGUCCUAGAACCCGGUCAUUCAAACGUGCCCAUCAAUAAGUCACGCGCCGGUAUCGGCCGAGACGUGAGCCGUAUCGGUAGCAGCGAGCAAAGCCGGCCAACACACAGACACACAUACACACAAACCCACGUGUACCCGCCGUGGUCCAUCGCCGUGUAAGCUCCUGGCACGGACGCACAGCACGGACGCAACGCUGGCCCACAAUCCUCCGGCCGGGGCAGUGCAGCGGGGCAAAGAUGCAACCGUUGCCGCCCGGCGCAAGAUGACGAUCACAGGCGAGGGCUCACGCUCGGCUAGCCGGUGGUGGUGCUGCUCGCAGAAAGCACCAAACCACCACCAGCUGGCCCGCGACAGUAGAAAGCGCACCCGACACCGAACCACCCACAAGCGGAGAGAGUCCGCGAUGAAGCGGACGAAGACAGCGGCGACAACGACGACGGCGAGGAUGGAGGGGACAGUGGUGCCGUCCAUCUUGGAAUUGCCGCCAACGGACAGCUGUAGCCAUACUAGUUUUAAUUAUAAAUUUUAUCGUUACCAAUACCUUCGACCUGUAGCUAUUCUGUACAUAGCGUUAGCGGUAAUUCUAGCGAACGUGUCAGCAUUCGAGCCGGACUUUGUAUAUCCGUUGGAGAAUGUAACCGUUGCAAAAGGUCGCGACGCCACGUUCACCUGCGUCGUGAACAAUCUCGGUGGUUAUCGGGUGGCCUGGAUUAAGGCGGACGCAAAAGCAAUCCUGGCGAUACACGAGCACGUCAUCACGAACAAUGGCCGGUUGUCGGUGACGCACAACGACUACAACACCUGGACGCUCGUGAUCCGGAACGUCAAGAUGGAAGACCGGGGCGUCUACAUGUGUCAGGUCAAUACGGAUCCGAUGAAGAUGCAGGUAACGGAUCGAUCAGUAGCCCGGCUGCAUCGCACUACAGUAUCGCUGUCUCUCCCUUUCUUUCCCUCGCUGCUGUGGCAGACCGCUUUUCUCGAGGUGGUGAUACCGCCGGACAUCAUCUACGAGGAAACGUCCGGCGACAUGAUGGUGCCCGAGGGUGGCUCGGCCAAGCUCAUCUGCAAGGCGCGCGGCUACCCGAAGCCAAAGAUCGUGUGGCGAAGGGAGGACGGGCGUGAAAUCAUCGCCCGCAAUGGCACGCACGGCAAGAUGAAAGCAACGAUAGUCGAAGGUGAGAUGUUGUCGCUGACGAAGGUGACACGUUCCGAGAUGGGAGCGUACAUGUGCAUCGCCUCGAACGGCGUACCACCGUCCGUGAGCAAACGGCUCAAGCUGCAAGUACACUUUCAUCCGCUAAUCCAGGUGCCAAACCAGCUCGUCGGUGCGCCGCUCGGCACGGACGUAACGCUCAUCUGCAACGUGGAGGCAUCCCCGAAAGCCAUCAACUACUGGCAGCGUGAGAAUGGUGAAAUGAUCAUCUCAAACGAGCGUUAUCUGAUGAACGAGAACGAAAGCUCGAUGUACGCGGUCCAGAUGACGCUGGUCAUUCGCAAGCUGCACAAAUCGGACAUGGGCGGCUACAAGUGCAUCUCGAAGAACAGCAUUGGGGACGCGGAGGGCACGAUACGACUGUACGAGAUGGAGCUGCAGAAGAAAACCAAGUCGGCACACCGCGUCAACAGCGUCGAGGAUACCUCAGGCAACGACGAAAUCAACUCUACGCCCAACAUCGACCAGUCUGACGAGAGCAACAAAAUCCACAAAAAUGGCCGGCUUUAUAAGGGUUUGCAGGCGGGCGAACACGACCUAAUCAGCUCCAGCACUAGCGAUGCGUCCGUCCGUGUAGGCCCGGUCACCCUGUGGCCGCUGGUGGUUGGCGCCCUGGCCCUAGCCCUCUCGCAUGGUAACACGCCACGGGUGCGCUGUUAAGCGGAACAACACGGGGGGGAGAGCGGCCUAGCGCAUACGGUUCACCGUCAGCAACAACCGUCACCUCGAUACGCACCGGAAGGAAUGGAUGCAGUUUGCUGCAUGUUACCGAAGCUUCGGUACACCUUGUUGCAGUGUUACAGCGGCAGGUCCAGCACGACGAAGAGAGCAAAUCGUUCACGAAACGUUUCACGCGACUAGGACACAAACAUUACACAAAAGACCGGCUCUCGAAUCAUACAUGGCGGUAUAACGAUUGAGAUUGAUUUCACUCGAAUGCGCCUAAAGGUAUACUGUGCAUUACAAAAUGACGCUCAUUGUAUUGCGUGUCCUUUUACUGCGCGCCACGAGUUAAGGUUUAAUAGCUUUUUCUUUUUGUUAACUCACCCUCUAGCCAUCAUACAACUUAAAUGUAUACGUACACAAUAUAGAAGCUUGUUUUGGGUUGAUUUCUGUUUUCGAAAAAAAAUGCUAUAAAGUAAUCAAAAUAAUUAUCUCAUUUUCUCACCGUGUUCGUGGUUUUUUGAGCUGUGAGUAGGGAACUUUGUAUUAUAUAAGACAAGUCUUCUACGAUUGGACUACCAAUUAGAUCGAGGAAAAUGGGAAAAUCAUCUACUACCACUAUAAGCUGUAGAUUAUGCAGUGCUCAUCAAAGUAUUGUCCGAAUGCAUUUGUGCGUGCGUGUGCGUGUGCGUGUGUGUGUGUGUGUGUGUGUGUGUGUGUGUGUGUGUGUGUGUGUG